AUAAGCAUUCAGCUUCUAGGGUUUCCGCCACAACAAGAAGAGCAGCAGUCGACAACAGCAGGAGCAGGAGGCAGCAGCCAUGGUUCUCAAGACCGAACUCUGUCGUUUUAGCGGGGCCAAGAUUUACCCAGGAAAGGGCAUCAGAUUUAUUCGUUCUGAUUCUCAGGUCUUCCUGUUUGCCAACUCAAAAUGCAAAAGGUACUUCCACAACAGGUUGAAGCCAUCAAAGCUUACCUGGACAGCCAUGUACAGGAAGCAGCACAAAAAGGAUAUUGCUCAAGAAGCUGUGAAGAAGAGGAGACGUACCACCAAGAAGCCUUACUCAAGGUCUAUUGUGGGUGCUACACUUGAGGUUAUCCAGAAGAGGAGAACUGAGAAGCCCGAGGUUCGUGAUGCUGCAAGGGAAGCUGCUCUCCGUGAAAUCAAGGAGAGGAUCAAGAAAACCAAGGAUGAAAAGAAGGCCAAGAAGGCAGAAGUUACAAAAUCCCAAAAAUCUCAAGGCAAGGGUAGCGUUACCAGGGGAGGUGCACAACCAAAGGGACCAAAGCUUGGGGGUGGCGGUGGCAAGCGCUGAGCCACUGUUCUGUUGCCUACUUGUUGGGAAGUAGAGUAAUAGAUAGGACGUGUUUGUUUGUUUGAAGAUUUUGUAAGGAUUGAUUGGCCAUGCUUGAUGGUCCAUUCGUAUUUUUCUUUUAUCUAUCUUAUAUCUGUCACUUCGAUAUUACUAAGUUUCAAAUAGUUAUUCUGUUGGAUUUUAACUUGAUAUUUCAGCUUCAGCUUAAGCAACUUUUUCCUU
This is a messenger RNA of Prunus persica (peach), 796 nucleotides long. Its product is annotated as 60S ribosomal protein L24. Bases 80 to 574 code for a protein of 164 amino acids. Gene Ontology annotation, molecular function: mRNA binding; structural constituent of ribosome. NCBI's taxonomy places the organism in Eukaryota, Viridiplantae, Streptophyta, Magnoliopsida, Rosales, Rosaceae. The transcript is spliced from 5 exons. Gene Ontology annotation, cellular component: cytosolic large ribosomal subunit. Gene Ontology annotation, biological process: cytoplasmic translation. The record is from RefSeq and is a predicted model, not a curated record.